This is a messenger RNA of Oncorhynchus gorbuscha (pink salmon), 6556 nucleotides long. RefSeq names its product transcription factor 4-like. Gene Ontology annotation, molecular function: RNA polymerase II cis-regulatory region sequence-specific DNA binding; DNA-binding transcription factor activity, RNA polymerase II-specific; protein dimerization activity. Lineage: Eukaryota; Metazoa; Chordata; Actinopteri; Salmoniformes; Salmonidae. Gene Ontology annotation, cellular component: transcription regulator complex. The record is from RefSeq and is a predicted model, not a curated record. The coding region runs from base 433 to 2595 and encodes 720 amino acids. Gene Ontology annotation, biological process: regulation of transcription by RNA polymerase II. The transcript is spliced from 21 exons.
GCUCAGUGGAAAUGAAUAAAAGUCCUCAAUGAUCACAUUCGCAUUUACAAACGGAUAUUUACAAACGUUCUGUCAUACUUUCGCUGCCCGUGUUGGCCAGUUAAACGAGUCCGUUUUGUUGUACAUUUUCCGCUGUCUUUAUAGCGUUUAUUUAUUCGUCUUUCUAUAUGCACGGGAUUGUCACUUGAUCUCACCGGAUAAACUGCCUUUUGCACAGCCAGAACUGGACUUUGGGAAACAUUCGUAUAUGUCUAUUUCUUUCAUACAAUUAACGGAUUCUUGUUUUUGAUUUUUAAUCUAAACCUCAUGUGGCACAAGGAUGCGUUGAAAUAUAAUAGAUUUUAAUGCAAAGUGGAAUUUGCGCGACUCCGGGUUCCCGGUCGUGUGUUGAUUGCGAGGAAGAUCUCAUAUAGUUUGUGUGAUUUUGCUAAAAUGCAUCACCAACAGCGAAUGGCUGCCAUAGGGACAGACAAAGAACUAAGCGACUUAUUGGAUUUCAGUGCGAUGCGAAACAGCGAUUUGAAAAUGUUCCCAACAUCAAUGAUGUUCUCUCCUCCUGUUAGUGGUAAAACCGGACCAGCCUCCCUGGGAAGUGGACAUUUUGCAGGCUCAAAUAUGGAGGACAGAGCCAGUGCAGGAUCUUGGGGAAGUAGAAGUGCCCCUUCAAAGGUGAGGAAUCAGCUGUGCUUAAAAACGAGUUAUGCUGACGGCUCCCAGUACGCUCACAUGACUAGCCGGGACAUGGGCUCACACCCGCACGACAACAUCUCUCCUCCGUACGUCAACUCCAGACUAACAGGUAAAACGGAGAGAGGAUCCUAUUCCUAUGGAAGAGACUCCAACUUACACGGGUGUCAUCAGCCGAGCCUCCUGGGAGGAGAGAUGGGCAGCCCCGUGGCGGUGUCGCCCACCAAGCCUGGAUCGCAGUAUUACCAGCACUACAACAACAACCCUCGCCGGAGACCACUGCACAGCGACAACAUGGAGGUUCAGACAAAGAAAGUCCGGAAAGUUCCCCCCGGUUUACCUUCCUCAGUAUAUGCCCCGUCUGCCAGCACGGCUGACUACAACAGGGACUCACCAGUGUACCCCUCCUCCAAACCCCCCAGUGGAGGGUUCCCCAGUUCCUUCUUUAUGUCAGACGGUGCUGACCCGUGGAGCUCCUCCAGUGGUAUGAACCAGCCAGGUUACAGUGGCAUGCUGGGUAACUCCUCCCACGGACCCCAGAGCAGCAGCUACUGUGGCACCCACCCUCACGACCGGCUGAGCUACCCGUCACACUCCUCGGCAGACAUCAACCCCAGUCUUCCUCCCAUGUCCAGUUUCCAUCGUAACAGUGCCUCCAAUCAGUACAGUACAGCUUCCUGCACUGCCACCACCAACGGCACAGACAGCGUGAUGGGUAAGACCUGGGGACAAGGACACAGGGCUGCAGAAGACAGGACAGAAGACAGGGCUGAUUACAGGACAGAAGACAGGACAGAUCACAGGGCUGAAUACAGUGCUAACCGGGCUCAGAGCGGGGCACCGACCAGCUCUCAGACAGGAGAUGCCCUGGGGAAGGCUCUUGCUUCGAUCUACUCUCCAGACCACACGAACAACAGUUUCUCGUCCAACCCGUCGACCCCCGUCGGCUCUCCCCCCUCACUCACAGCUGCUAGUUCUGCUAUGUGGUCCAGGAACGGAGGACAAGGUCCUUCCUCCCCCAACUACGAGGCUCCUCUACACUCUCUGCAGAGUCGUAUCGAGGACCGCCUGGAGCGCCUGGACGAUGCCAUCCACGUCCUGCGGAGUCACGCGGUCGGCCCCUCCACGGGCAUGCCCGGGGGGCACCAAGACAUGCACAGCCUCAUCGGAGCAGCACACAACGGGGUCAUGGGAGGACUGAGUUCUGGGUACGGCACUGGACUACUCUCUGCCAACCGCCACUCAAUCAUGGUGGGCUCUCACAGGGAAGAUGGUAGCGUGGGCAUGCUUGGCAGCCAUCCCAUCAGACCCAACCAAGUGCCAGUCCCCCAGCUGCCCCAGCAGUCUGCCACGUCACCAGAUCUCAACCAGACUGAUACGUACCGGGCUCUCUCCAGUGGUCUCCAGGGCCAGAGUGCCUCGUCCGUCUCGUCAGAGAUCAAGUCGGAGGAUGAGGGGGAUGAGAACCUACAGGAUGCCAGGUCUAUGGAGACCAAGAAGGAGGAGCCUGACAACAAGGACCUCAAGUCUAUUGAUAGCAACGCGGACGACGAGGACUUGUCUCCAGAGCAGAAGAUCGAACGCGAGAAGGAACGCAGGAUGGCCAACAACGCCCGGGAACGGCUGCGUGUCCGAGACAUCAACGAGGCUUUCAAGGAGCUGGGGCGCAUGGUGCAGCUGCACCUGAAGAGUGACAAGCCACAGACCAAACUGCUCAUACUGCAUCAGGCCGUGGCCGUCAUACUGAGUCUGGAGCAGCAAGUCAGAGAGAGGAACCUAAACCCUAAGGCAGCGUGUCUGAAGAGACGUGAGGAGGAGAAAGGCUCGUCGGACGGCGGAGCGACCCUCUCCCUGGCCGGACCGCACCACGGCAUGGGGGACGCCUCCAACCCAAUGGGACAAAUGUAAAAACCCCCUAAAUGGUCCAAGCUCCCAGAGUUCAUCAAGAUGAUGAGCGACCACUUCCUUUGACAACAUUCUCCUAUUUCCUGAACCAAUCAAAUCAACCGAUCACGUCAAUCAACGAUCUAUCUGACCAACCUGAUCUGACCAAUGUUUUUUUUUUUCCAGGACCACCUGUCUUUUGUCUUCUGUAGAAAUGAACGAACUGCAAAUGUAUAUUGGCUAUGAAAACAUAACAGAUACUACAAGAUAUGUUUUCUUAUUAUAUUGUUUCGUAUUUUCAGCAUUCCCCCCCUCAAAAAAAAAUCACAUAAAAAAAUGAUAUUAUAUAUGUUAAAGAAAAAAAAAAUCACAAAAAAAAUAAUAAAAGUUGAUGCAACUACGUGAUGAUAGGGGGGCUAUUUCUAACACGUGAACAAUGUUACAGGACUCAGCUGCUGUCUCAACUGAAUGGCAAUCUUCUCCACACUGUGGAAACUCUUGCAGUCGUGCCUGAACUCCUCCUUGAUGUUUAAAGUUAAAUAGAUAUAUAUGAAAAAUCAAUCAGUCAGUCUGGGGGGAGGGGGUAUAAAAAAGAAGUUGAGAUUAUGUAGAAUUUCAAGACAUUUUUUAAAACAUGCAAUAAUUAUUUAAAAAAAAUGUGUACUUCUAAUCGAAAAAACAGAACAGAUACAUUUUCAGAUAACACUUUUGGGCUCUAAGUUGGCUGUAUACUUAGAAAGCAGUGUUGGGGAAUGUUACGUUUAAAAGUAACUCGUUAGGUUACAGCGUUACUGGCAUUAAAAAGUAACACAUUACACCGUUACUUACUGUGGAAAGUAACGCGUUAGGUUACAGCGUUACUUACUGUGGAAAGUAACUCGUUUAGUCGUUACAUUACUUUUGCGUUACCAAACCCCAGAAAACUCUCUGAAAAUGUAUUGCGCGUGUUGGUCGUUGUUAUGCCCAGUAGAGAGUGGCUUGCCUAUUUACUAAUUGGUGCUACAAUGAUUUCAUCCGACGUCAUGGGAGCGCAGAUUACCAUGAUAGCUGUUUCAGUUGUUUUACUAAAUUGAACCGUGUAUUUUGCAAUAAACAAUGUGUUAUUUUUUAAAUAGCAUUAUUAUUUGGUUGUUGUAACUGUUCCACACAACAACAAAAAAAUGCGUGAAAGAAGGAAAAAAACGUAUACACAUUAUGAUAAUAAGGAGAGAUCAAAUAAGAUAUAAAAACCUACUUAUUAAUAGCCUUUAUUUUCUGCCUUUAAUAUGUCUAUUUCGUUUCUUUAAAGCUGCCGAAAUGUUGGUUUUGAUUUAUGGACAAUGUCCAAGUGUUCUAACGAAAUUCCAUAUUAAAACUAUCGAAAUGUUUGAUAAAUACAAAAAAAAAAGUGUUGUAUCACAAUUCAAUUGUAUCUUGAUAAAUCCAAGGCACCAUAAAUCAAAACCAACAUUUAGGCAGCUUUAUGAAACGAAAUAGACAUAUUAAAUCCAGAUAAUAAUAAAGACUAUUAAGUUUACAACAAGCCCGACUUGAAAUGUUAACGUGAACAUUUUAAUAACAGUAAACUGCAAACCGCGAAUGCAACUGUCAGAGUAAUCCUUAAACAUAAUAAUAAUAAUAAUAAUAAUAAUAAUAAUAAUAAUAAUAAUGCAUUGAAAUAAAUGGCAUGCAAUCAAAUGAAUUUACUUACAAUCAUCAAAGACGCAUCCCAUGUUCAUUUAGUUUUCUCGGGGUGACAGGUCUAAACAAAACAUACAUCUAGAUGUUGCUGUUUUGGAAGCAGAAGCGCAAUCUUCCUCAGCAUCAACAGCAAUCGGAUGUCUUGGGUCCUUUUCCACCGGUCUUGUGGAGCUGAGCUGGGCCUGAAUGUGCUUCUUGAUAUUUGAAGUUGACAGGCGCUUCGCCCCGAGGCACAGUUUGCGUUUUAUUAUUAUUAUUAUGUUGUUGUUUUACUUUUCUUUUUCCAAUUCUAAAUCAUGUGAACACUUUCACGUGGUAAAGGCUGGUGGCUCUGCCAUCCUGAUAGCUUCAUGCCACAACGUUCUUGAAGAAACAAGAAGAGCGUGAAUUUAUGGGGAAGGGAUUUUCAUAUAAUAAUUUGUCAAGGGAAAUAAUAUUUAAAAGUAACGAUUCGCUUAUUUGAAAAAGUAACUUUAAGUAUCUGAUUUCUUAAAUUGAAAAACGAAUACGUUAAGUUUCUCAUUACCACAAAAAAAAGAAGUAAUUUGAGUAUUCUAACGCGUUACUCGUUACCCCCAACACUGCUAGAGAAGAUGGAGGGAAAACAUCUUCUAGCCACUCGAAACCAGCAAACGUCCUGAUUCCGAUUGAAAUGUGUUUUCAUUGGCCACUCCUUUGCGUGAGCAAAUGAAACCUUGUGAUUAGAGGGCAUGGCCGUUGGUAGUGUUACUCUUCCUUACUUCAUUUUACAAGGAAGAUGAAGGAAGGAGGGAAGGAAGGAGGUAAGGAAGGAAGGAAGGAAGGAAGGAAGGAAGGAAGGAAGGAAGGAAGGAGAGAAAGAAGGAGAUAAAAUAAAGGGGGGGGGGGAUAUGUAUCCUUUCGUCUGUCACACAGAGAUUCCCAGACCAGGUCAGAAUAGAGCAAAGUCUCUCAACCAUUUUCUGAGACCCAACUCAAAGGUCAAGGUCUCUCCCAGGUGAUGUCACUUCCUGAUAAUGACGAUGCAAUGGAAAGGCACAGCUAGAGGGGGAUGUACUGUAUAUCCCAGAAUCUGAGCAGUCCAUCACCUUGUAUGAUUUGCCUGAUUUUAAACCCCGGAUUAGCACUUCCCAUCCCCCUCUGUUCCCCUAGAUCUCCCUUCCUGACCCCUAAAACCACCCCAAGACCCCAGAAAUGCAAUUUUAACAUUCACUUCUACCAAUGUGCCUUUUAGAGUUCAUAUCAUUCAAAUGCGAUGAGGAGGAGACGGACGUUAUCUGAACUUUUUAGGAUUCAAGCUUAGGGAACUGUUAGUUAUUAGGUCUAUGCAGUCAGGUUUUUUCUGACCUGGGAAUUUAAAAAACAGUAAAAAGAAAAAAAAAGUAUUUUGGGAUAAACUGUAUUUAAUUGUACUGUAUGCUUACAUGUAAUUAGAAGGCGUGUCCCUGAAUGGACCUUGUUUUAGUCAGUUGAGCCCCCUGGCGGCCCCAGCACCCCGAGUUUCAGCACCCCUUCCUCUAUUCCAAGUUGCAGCCUGUUUCCAUUGUGAACGACAUGUCUGUUUUUGAGCGUUGUAUUAUAGCUAUCAGCUUUUUAUCAAUAUUGGCUUGUCCGUGAGCCCCUGUAGUCUUCAGUACCAGUGUGUGGUUGUAUGUGUAAAACACAACUUCUUCUCUUUUUUAAUCUUUCUCUUAUUCUUUGUCUGUUCUGGUUUCUGUGUCGAUGAAAAAAAUACUAAACCACGACUUGCUGCCCUAUGAAAAUUGGACAGCAGCUGUUUUUAAAAGUGGUUUAUGUUAUCCAAUCAACACAAGGCACUGAAACUGGAAAAUAAUCUAUUUGAAAAUCAAUAUAUAUAAAUGUACAAAUAUAUACAAUAUAUAAAUAAGGAAGGUGCCAGUUUUAAAAGGAACGGUUGUUUUGGGUCAGAUUAAUUAUUUUCUUAGAGAUGGGUGGAAAGUUUGAAGAGGCAUCUCAGUGUUAAUGAGAUAUGAAGGUUUGAAGAGGCAUCUCAAGUGUUAAUGGGGUAUGAAGGUUUGAAGAGGCAUCUCAAGUGUUAGAGAGACAUGACUUGUUCUGCUGUGCCCGUGACAUCACAAUGACUGACUAUGGCACCCCUGACUGGACAAAAGGGACAGGAGUUCCCCCAUCAUCCUCCACUCAUUGCUAUUCAGCUGUCAAAGAAAACACACAGACAUUUGUAAAUUGUAUGCAACAGAUGCAAACGUACCAUUAUUUUGAAAUUGUGUAUGUAAAAGUUAUAUUUUUACAUGUAGACUGUUGUUAUUUUGUGUUUAGAUAAUACAUUGUAUCAGUUUGUUUUUUG